UUGAUUUUUACCUAUACUCAUCAGGUGUGGAUGAGGUUGAUAUCGACAUGGCCCUGCAGAAGGUGACAGUCACUGGUUGGGCCGACCAAAAACUGGUGCUGAAGACAGUCCGGAAGACUGGGCGGAGGGCAGAGUUGUGGCAGCUACCCUACAAUCCAGAGUAUUACAGUAAUGCCAAUCACUAUUACAACCAACACCAGUGCAAUGGUCCGUUGAGUUAUUAUGCUCCCCAACCCUCGUCUUCUUACAAUUACUACAAGCAUGGCUAUGAUAGCAACGAUCCCGGCUAUUACCGUCACCCAGUUCAUUCAACCAUUUUUAACAACCAGACCGGUUCGGCUUUUAGCGACGAGAAUCCCCAUGCUUGCUCUAUUAUGUAAUGUAAUAAUGUACGUAUUUUUAUGUAUGAAUAUCAAUAAUUACAAUUUAAAAUUUUUUCAUAUCUUGUUUUUUAAAAACUAAAAGAGUGAUAAUUUAUGUUUUUUUUUCUUUUUCUUUUUUGGUCCAUCUUUUUUCAUAAUUUGUGUUGUGUUUCUUGCUUUUAAUCUUGAUUUGAUUAACAAAAAAUUAUUAAUAUU
Molecule: messenger RNA, 578 nt
Organism: Rubroshorea leprosula
Lineage: Eukaryota; Viridiplantae; Streptophyta; Magnoliopsida; Malvales; Dipterocarpaceae
Source: the annotation of a GenBank genome assembly